AUGCCUGCAGACUUCAGUGGGAAAUGGAUUCUGGAAACCAGUGACAAAUUUGAGGAUUAUUUGAAAGUGCUGAAUAUUGACUUUGCUACAAGGAAAAUUGCCAUCUCCCUGUCUCAGACCAAAGUGGUGGCCCAAGAUGGAGACAAGUUUGACUUCAAAACACUGAGCACCUUAAGGAACUAUGAGCUCUCCUUCACUGUAGGGGUUGAGUUUGACGAGUACACCAAGGGACUGGACAACAGAAAUGUCAAGAGUCUGGUGACCUGGGAGGGGGACAAGCUGGUGUGCACUCAGAAAGGAGAGAAGGCCAAUCGUGGCUGGAAACACUGGACCGAAGGAGACAAGCUCUACCUGGAGCUGACGUGUGAAGAUGUCCUUUGUCUUCAGGUGUUCAGGAGGAAAGAAUAA
This is a messenger RNA of Chelmon rostratus (copperband butterflyfish), 408 nucleotides long. It is a transcript of the gene rbp2b, whose product is annotated as retinol binding protein 2b, cellular. Lineage: Eukaryota; Metazoa; Chordata; Actinopteri; Chaetodontiformes; Chaetodontidae. The transcript has 4 exons. Gene Ontology annotation, cellular component: nucleus; cytosol. The coding region runs from base 1 to 408 and encodes 135 amino acids. Gene Ontology annotation, molecular function: fatty acid binding. Gene Ontology annotation, biological process: fatty acid transport. The record is from RefSeq and is a predicted model, not a curated record.